UGGGGACAGGGGUGGAGAACACUAGUACCUUAUGUCCGUCUUUGUGUUGUGACUAAUUAAGUGGAAUUGAUUUAAUUUCUCUUUAGUAUAAUACUUCACUUAAGUACACGUGUUAAUUAAUUUACUUUAAUCUAAGCAUAGCGGAGUUUAGUUAAAUGUAUUGAGGGUAAUAUUUUAUGCGAGUUAUUGUAGUUUCUAAAGUAAUUAAUUGCAUGUUAAAAUAUUCAGUCUAAUCAACUGUUAUAAAAAAUUAACCAAUCAAAGUAACGAUUAUAUAUCGAACUUAAUCCAUUUUUUUUAACUCUAGUGAUAAAAUUAACUUACUGAUAAACUUGGCAUCUUCGCUAUUAAUUUAAGAUUCAAACGAAAUUAAUUAAAAACCAACAAAAAUAAGUUCAUUUACAUAGUCUCCUUGUUUACUGAACUGACUAAACUGAUCAUAAAACACACUUUGAUACUCCCUUAAGACUGGCGGGAGUUUCUGAUGUAAAGGACUCGUGCAAGAUUACUUUCUGAAAGUUAGAAUUGAUUUUUACUCGCAUCGAAGUCUCCACCAAUUUUAUCGUAAUGAAGAUGAUAAAGGCAGUGCUAUUUCUCAGCGUGUUGGUGGCGGUGAUCGGGGCGCCCUCUGGAGACAACACCAGGUCACUGUCAGGAGGGUUGGAGGUGAUCAAACGUCUAGGUGAGAGUCGGACAGGUGAGGUGAAGGUGACCCAGGGGAGGCCUCGACAAGGAGAGUCACCUAUAUAUUACAUACGUCUGCCUCCUUCAGCCUAUUAUUUCUCCCAUAACACCAUCCCGUCACCUACCGUCCACCUGCCGCAUCAUAAGGUCUCGGUCGAUUUUAUCAACAAUGGAAAACCACACAAAGUCUACCAUUGGAACCUCCCCUUGUACAACUCUCCCAUCUACCGUCCAUCACCUCAACUACCACCAUCACUAUCAACCACAUACGUAACCCAAACCUCUAUUACCACUCAACCAUCAACCACGUCACCAUCAUCACAGCUCUUAACCACAUCAUCAAAUCUAUCGAGUGUGACGCCCGAACCACCCACAACAAUGGCAGAAUUCCCAACUACAAUGCCUCAGCCAUCAACCACGAAGCUUCAGGCACUAAUCACAACCACGAUGAAGCCUUCCAAACGGCCGUGGUUGACCCUGAAGAAGAAUUUUGUUUACAAUGGGAAGCCCUCCAAGGUGUAUAUAUGGACCCCACGUUCUUCUCCCGUCACUGGUAACACGAACCGGCGUGCCAGACUGCCCACCUUCUAGUGCUGCCGCUGAUCUCUGGAGAGGUUAUCGUACUGUGUAAACAUCAACUUAUAAGGUUUUUUUCUGUGAUUUUAUAUGAAUGUUGAGGUUUAUCAUAGUGUAAACAUGAAUAAAGAGGUCGUAUGUGUGAUGUUACCUGGAUGUUGUACAUAAAUCAACAUUAAAAACAUCACAUUUACCUAUCCUCAGAAAUCCUGGUUAAUGUUUGAAUGUUGAAUGUUUUUGUUAUUUUUUCACAUCUAUAUCUGUCUGUCUGUCUGUCUGUGCGUUAAUGUUCAAAAUAAGGCAAACAGAGUAUUAAGUUUUAUAUCUAGA
Messenger RNA from Homarus americanus (American lobster), 1590 nucleotides. RefSeq names its product mucin-2-like. The record is from RefSeq and is a predicted model, not a curated record. The transcript has 4 exons. Bases 568 to 1275 code for a protein of 235 amino acids. Lineage: Eukaryota; Metazoa; Arthropoda; Malacostraca; Decapoda; Nephropidae.